AGAAGCUGCCGUAGACGUCGACGCUUUCGAGAGAAAUGCGAGUGUUUUUCUUUACAGUCUUCGUUUUUUUUAGUUCUGCGAAAUGACACGGAACAUUUAGAUUCCUCCGAAUGAUGCCAUGAACCCCCUGGGAUUAAAUUAGUGAGUUUGUGGCUAACGGUUGGAGCCUAAAAAGCCCCGUCAGGUCGUGUUAGUGUGACAGCGGUGGGGUUCAGACUUCAGUGCCAACAUGGCAGCAGGUAACCAGAGUCCAGGUGAAGACAACACACCUUCACGCAGACAAGCUGAUGCUAACAGGAAGUUGAAGUACAUCAGUUUGACCAUUUUGGUGAUCCAGAAUGCCUCGCUCAUCCUCAGCAUCCGUUACGUGCGGACGUUGCCGGGUGACCGCUUCUUCACCACGUCCGCUGUGGUCAUGGCUGAGGUCCUGAAGGUCUUCACCUGCCUCAUCGUCAUCCUGUUCCAGAAGAGAGGAAAUAUCAGGGACUUUGUGGCCUUGCUGUACGACUCUGUAAUGGUGCAGUACUGGGACACGCUGAAGUUGGCGGUUCCGUCGCUUAUCUACACGCUGCAGAACAACCUGCAGUACGUGGCCAUCUCUAACUUACCAGCUGCCACGUUCCAGGUAACCUAUCAGCUGAAAAUUUUAACCACGGCGCUCUUCUCCGUGCUCAUGCUGAGGAAGAGUCUGUCCCGUGUCCAGUGGGUGUCUCUGCUCCUCUUGUUCAGCGGUGUGGCCAUCGUUCAGCUGGAGCAGGACAGCAGCAAGAAGAAGGAGACCAUCGACUCGUCCGGGUCUCAGAGCUACGCGAAGGGCCUGGUGGCCGUGGUGGUGUCGUGCCUGUCUUCGGGCUUCGCUGGCGUUUACUUUGAGAAGAUCCUGAAGGGCAGCAGCGCAUCACUGUGGAUCCGCAACGUGCAGCUGGGGAUCUUUGGGACCAUCCUGGGCCUUCUCGGCCUGCUGUGGAACGACGGUGCGCAGAUCGCCGAGAAGGGCUUCCUUUUCGGCUACACACCCAUGGUAUGGGGCGUGAUUUUUAACCAGGCGUUCGGUGGCCUGCUGGUGGCCGUGGUGGUCAAAUAUGCAGACAACAUCCUCAAGGGCUUUGCCACGUCCUUCUCCAUCGUAGUGUCCACGGUCAUGUCUGUCUACCUCUUCGGCUUUCACAUGGAUGUUCUGUUCACGCUCGGCGCCGGCCUCGUCAUCGGCGCAGUCUACAUGUACAGUCUACCCAAAGCUGCGGCUCAGCCCACCGGCGCUGGCUCCUUCCCUUCCGCCACCACCUCCUCUUCCUCUUCCUCUUCCUCGCCGACGGACGGGUUCCUUCCAAAAUUUUCCGUCUCGCACCUACACGGAUUUGGGCUGCUGCGCUGAACGCUGAGCUACAGGAGCUUCACUAACACACCUGAUUCAGCAUAGGAAGGCCUUGAUAAAUGAUCCAGAAAAACCCAAGUGUGCAGAACUCUCCGGGAUCUGAACCACACAAAAGGAAAUGGUGGGGGUUUAGUGAAAGCAGAUGAGAGUUUCGCUCGGCCUGUGCACCUACAGCACGCUUCUCUCUAACACCGAUCACGAUGAUCAAACUCGCCGUUGCACUACAACACCGGAUCCGCUAAUGUGACCAGGGACGUAGAACGGUACAGAAAACCGCUCAUGAAAAUAAACUCUGUAGGAUUUUAUUCUUUUUAUGAUUCUUAUGACAGUCAGGAGUUUUUGAACUCUUUUUAUUUCUGUGUGGGGGGGAAAAAAAGAAUAGUUUAUAAAGUAGGUAAUAGACAUAAAUGAAAUAAACUGCAUCUAAAUCGAAAUCAGCGGAAGUCUUUACUCACAAUUAAUACAGCUCUUAAAAUCUUAGUAUUUCAUGCAGCGUUGAUGUGAAGUGAUUUUUUUUGUCCCUACAGCACAUUUCCAACGUUUCCCUAAAUUACGACGAUGACUUUACAGCAGCUACAAACGGACGUGCCAUCAGGAACCCCCCCCCCCCCCUUUUUGUUAAAAGAAAACAACAAAAAAACAAAAACCCUUGUGCAGCUCGACGUUGCCAGCUAGUCGGGAAACGGCUAGUUUUUGUUAGCUAGCCUCAAAACGUCAAGCUGUAAAUGGCGCACAAACCUUUACACUUUAACAGACAAUUAGAUCGACAAAUUAUUUAAAGUAAAGAAGCGCCGUGUCACGUUGCCGUGUCGAUGUCACGUCGCUUGCUGAACUCGGGGUUUAAGAGAAGGUCCUGAGGUAUUUUUUUUCCCCCCUAGGUUGAAAAUUCAGGUUUAUUUUUUUUCUCAAAUGCAGCAUCUGUCCAUGGCACUUAAUAUCGGUUUAUAAACCUCGAGACACAAAAGUGUUCUAACAUUUUUGACAGUCAAAAGAGAAGCAGCUUUUUUUUUUUCCAUUCAUCAGCUUGAAGAAAGCUCGUGCACGCGCGCUCGUGUGUGAGUGCGCGUGUGUGUGUGAGUACGUGCGCGCUCGUGUGUGAGUGCGCGUGUGAGUGUGUGUGUGGGGCUUCACUAGUGCUAACAGAUGGCUAAUGCUGUGCCUUCCUCAAUGCCCUUUUGACUGUACAGUAAUUACUAAUGUCAGAACAUUGACACAUGUAAAUAUUAUAAUGACUUUAUUCUUCUUUUUUUCUUUCUUUCCUUCUGAGAAAAACGAAGUCAAUGUUUCAGUGAUGUUACAAAAUGUAAAAAAGUUUGUUUUUUGUUUGUUUGUUUGUUUGUUUUUGUGCAAAUCUUUGAUACAAAACAUGCCAAAUCUGUUGACAUUGCUGUUCUUCUCAGAGCAUCGGCAGACGUUUGAGGAGAUUUAACAGAUGAAUGUUGUUGUUAUUUUUAUUUUUUUAUUUUUUGAUCUCAUAAAGCACAUGUUUUGGUGACGUAGCGGUGAAGGUUUGGGGUGUUGGAUAAAAUGCGCGUGUGGUUUACUUAUAUUUGAAAAGAUUUCUUACCUUUUUGUUGGUUUACAGAAGAAUAAUAUAUCUAGAACUAUAUGAAGUAUCUGAUAUAAAGACUUAUCUGGGACAUGAAGCUGCUUUUUUAUAUGUCUGAUGGAUUUUCUCCUCAUUUCCAAUUUAAGAAUGCUCAUAUCCUUUUUGUGAAAUGAUUUAUUUUUAUUCUGUUUUUUUUUUCCACUCUAAGGCUGUUAAAAAGUUGUACGCAACAGCUGCAGAUCCGUUUAUAUUGGUUUAUUGAUUGUGGAGGGAAAUUCACUGGAAUUAAACAGGUCUGAGUUUGUUUUUAA
Messenger RNA from Tachysurus vachellii, 3235 nucleotides. RefSeq names its product solute carrier family 35 member 2 (gene slc35a2). Gene Ontology annotation, cellular component: Golgi membrane. NCBI's taxonomy places the organism in Eukaryota, Metazoa, Chordata, Actinopteri, Siluriformes, Bagridae. The transcript is spliced from 5 exons. Gene Ontology annotation, molecular function: UDP-galactose transmembrane transporter activity. The record is from RefSeq and is a predicted model, not a curated record. The coding region runs from base 230 to 1375 and encodes 381 amino acids. Gene Ontology annotation, biological process: pyrimidine nucleotide-sugar transmembrane transport.